Messenger RNA from Xyrauchen texanus (razorback sucker), 4956 nucleotides. RefSeq names its product palladin-like. The record is from RefSeq and is a predicted model, not a curated record. Bases 239 to 4453 code for a protein of 1404 amino acids. The transcript is spliced from 23 exons. Lineage: Eukaryota; Metazoa; Chordata; Actinopteri; Cypriniformes; Catostomidae.
UCGAGACAGAUGGGACAGCAGGCCACUCUGCAGCCACCGUAAAGCUCUAGAACCGGCUCACCAUAGAGCACAUUGGCAGCUCAACAAAACAAGCAAGACACAGGAAAAAAUAGGAAAGAUUAAGACUCGCAACUCCUUGCGAGGGAAAAGAUACUUUUCAAAUUUUCUGACAUACAGGACAUCAGAAAAACUGGAACCUUCAGACUGUGACGGACGUUUGCAGAAUCUGACUUGAAGGAUGCAGAACGGAGGCUGGAAUGCCACACUCCCCCUCUCUCUCCUGAUAAAAGAGGCGUGUCCUCCAGGAAGUAUGUCUCUGGAGGGGGCUGGGGGUGUGCUUUCAGGGGCAUCUCUUGAAGGUGAAUUUUUCUUGGACUCUAUGGAUGAGCUAGAGCUUGGGGAUGGGGACAUUCCAGAACUUUCUGCUUUUUUGAGCCAAGAUGAGAUCAGCCGCAGUCUGGACCUGGCCCGGGAGGCCAUGAGUGAUGCAGGUGACCCAAAUGACUUUGAUCAACCACCAGCCCCCACAGAGCACAUCCCUCUUUUCUCAGAAGCCAAAGACCACACACUUCCAGAUUCUGCACUAACUCAAAUUUCCCAGUCAGCUGACAUUGCAUCAGGUAAAGUCUCCUCCAAUCAGAGUACUGCCCUUGAAUCACCUGAAAAGUUUGUCUGCCAAAAAUCCAUUGCACCAGUAUAUAAGCAGGACCGGCCCCGGUUAGUUCACAGAGGCUUGGAGCUGAAUGAACGAGCUGCUUCGGCUACUGAGUUCUGUAGCCGGGCUGCCACCUUCAUUGAGGAGCUCUCUUCCAUCUUCAAAGGCUCCACACGUGUGGAUCACCAAGGUGAUGAAGACUCCUCCUCAACUGACAGUUGUUACCUGUCUCCAAGGAGCCACCGACUGGCCGCACAGCAGGCUCAACAACCUUCGUCAUCUUCCUCUUCCUUAGAGCCCCAGCAGGAAGACACACACCAGGGCCAGGCUGAUUCAGAUAUGGCUGAACAUCAGGGGCGAGGGGUUAGUCUAGAUGGACCCAUGGCUCCUCCACAAUUCAUCCAGAAACUGAAGAGCCAGGAGGUGGCAGAGGGUAGCCCAAUACGUCUAGAAUGCCGGGUGACAGGGAACCCCCUUCCACUAGUCAGGUGGUUUUGUGAGGGGCGGGAGCUGCACCACUGCCCUGACAUUCAGAUCUGUCGUGAUGGUAAUCUGCACACACUGGUGAUAACUGAAGCAUUUGAAGACGACACUGGCAGGUACACCUGCGUAGCUUCCAACGCACUAGGAGCAGACAACACCUCUGCAGAGGUCUAUAUUGAAGGUGUUUCUUCCUCUGACUCCGAAGGUGAAGGAUCCGUAUCAAAGUCUAGGUCCAGAGCCAUGCCACAGGCUAAGAAGAAAACCACCUCAGUUUCCUUGAUGAUACACACAGGAUCCCCAAAGAGCACAGAGACCCAGCCUCAUUGCUCCAUGCUGGUCCAGACGCUUUCUACUACACCACAAAGAGUUCAGAGUCCAGUUUCCUCUCUCUAUGCUGGUGAUACUCUUCCGAAAGCGCCCCCUACCUUCACUAAGAUGUUGCAGGACGCGCAGGCAUCUGAAGGUCAGGUGGUGGUUUUGGAGUGUCGGGUAAGAGGAAGUCUUCCUCUGCAGGUCCAGUGGUUUCGGGAGGGGCAGGAGAUCCAGGACUCCCCUGACUUCCGAAUUCUGCAGAAGAAGCCAAGAUCAGCAGCAGAACCAGAGGAGAUCUGCACACUGGUGAUUGCAGAAGCAUUCCCUGAAGACGGAGGUCUGUUCUGCUGCACUGCAACCAACCAAUACGGCACAGUUAAUAGCACUGCACAGCUCACUGUCACCCCAGUUGCUGAAGAGUUGCCCAGCAAUGGCAUUUCUGGGGUCGAUAUGGUGUUUGAGGUCAGCCAACCAUUCCCGCCUCCUCCCCUGCCCACUGAGAUCAGUUUGUUGGACGUCCCACCCAAAACCCCGCCCAGCGCAGAGGCCUUCCAGAUAAAUGAACUGGACAUCUGGCCCAGUGUCACGCCAUUGCCUGUGCAGAUCUCCACCGAUAAAGAGCAUGAAACUCUACCCAACAAACCUUUACAAAAUGGUCAGGCAGUAAACAAGCCACCAGAUGAAAGUCUACCAUCACCUUCAAGUGUAAAGGAAACAGCAGCUCCACCUCCAUCGCCAUCACAAGUUAAGAGUGCCCCACCUCUCCCCACCAAACCCAAACUAUCGAAUGAGCAAGCAGACGUCCUCUCAAGCAAAAGAAACGCCACACAGUUGAAGCAGCUUCAAGAUCAGAUUCUCCUAGAACAGCAACAACAGCUAAGUCAGGAGGUUCCCCCUCCUUAUCAACACUCAAAGGAAAUCCUGCCUCCAUCUCCGCCUCUCCCACCUGCUCCCUUCUUCCAGGAUCUGGAGUGUAGCACCAUGCAGACAAGCACCUUCAACUAUGCCCGGCCUAAGCAGUUCAUUGCUGCCCAGAGCCCCACAACAACCGGGGGACCACUUGGAUACAGCACCCAGUCCUCUACCUCCUCAGGGUCCAGCCUGGCCUCCCCACUGUCCCCAACCACAAGCCACAAACCAUUCAGCCGUGUCAACCUUCCGCUCUUCCAACAGCAGCCGUCACUGACUAAAGGAAGCAGUGUGGAGUCUCCCAGCUCGCCCUCUUUCCCCCCGCCCCCUCCACCCUUUCUCAGCUCCAGCAAUAUCUCCUCUCCUCCUGGCUCAGCACAAGACUUCCCUCCACCACCUCCUCCGCCUGUCACAUCAAGUCCCACGUGCUCCGAGAGCUCCUCUCCCUUCACAUCCAUGCCACAAUCACCAGCCGGAUUUCUGCUAUCAGUGCUCCCAUCCUCACCACCUCCGCCACCGUUAAACACCCUGGGCCUGCCCAAGGGUAACGGUACAGUGGCACUGCCACGCAAGACUACAUCCCGCACACCACGCAUCAUCUCUGAUUCUGACAUCCAAGGAUCCAAAAAUGCUGUCAUACAAGAUCUGGAGAGAAAACUACGUUUCAAAGAGGAGAGGGUCAGCAAUGGACAACAGAGGUUAACUUAUGAGGAAAAAAUGGCUCGCAGGCUGCUGGGUGCUGACAAUGCUGCUACAGUGCUUAACACACAACAGGUGGAGGAGGAGACAGUAACACCGGAAGGCAGCUCAGCUGAUUCAGAGUCUGUUCCUCAAAAGGAGUAUAAAGUGUCGAGCUUCGAACAGCGGCUGAUCAGCGAGAUUGAGUUCCGUCUGGAGCGCUCGCCUGUGGAGGAAUCUGACGAUGAUGUCCAGCACUAUGAAGACACACCUGGAGAGGUGGCACCAUUCUUCGAUCAGAAGCUAAAGCACUACAAGGUUUUCGAGGGCAUGCCCGUUACCUUUAGCUGCAAGGUCAUGGGAGACCCAAAGCCAAAGGUGUACUGGUUUAAGGAUGGAAAGCAGAUCUCGAAGCGCAGUGAACACUACCGGAUCAGCCACGAGGCAGAUGGCACAUACUCCCUGCACACAGCAGCUGCCUCACUAGAUGACGAUGGAAACUAUACUAUUAUGGCAGGCAAUCCAGCGGGGAGAGUGAGCUGUACUGGAAGGAUGAUGGUCCAGGCUGUGAACCAAAGGGGGCGGAGUCAGCGCUCCACACCUGGUCAUAUCCGCGGACCACGCUCGAGGUCCAGAGACAGUGGGGAUGAGAAUGAAAACAUUCAGGAACGUCACUUCCGUCCUCAAUUCCUGCAGGCCCCCGGUGACCUUAUUGUGCAGGAGGGCAAACUCUGUCGCAUGGACUGCAAGGUAAGUGGUUUGCCAACACCUGACCUCAUCUGGCAGCUGAAUGGCCAGACCAUCCGUCCAGACUCUUCCCACAAGAUGCUGGUGAGGGAGAACGGUAUUCACUCUCUGGUCAUCGAGCCGGUCACUAGCAUAGAUGCAGGCAUGUACACGUGCAUCGCCAGUAACAGGGCUGGACAGAACUCAUUCAACUUGGAGCUAAUUGUUGCAGCCAAAGAGAUGCAUAAAGCCCCGUGUUUCAUUGAGAAACUCCAGAACACAAGUGUCGCUGAUGGUCACCCUGUACGUUUAGAGUGCCGCGUGUCUGCCGUUCCUUUCCCACAGAUCUUCUGGAAGAAAGAAAACGAGUCCUUCACUCACAACACAGACAGGAUAAGCAUGCACCAGGAUAACUUUGGUUACCUCUGUAUGAUCAUCCAGCCGGCUCUGAAGGAGGACGCAGGCUGGUACACUGUUUCAGCAAAGAAUGAAGCUGGCAUUAUCUCAAGUACAGCACGUCUUGACGUGCAUGCCCAGUGGCAGCAGACUCACACCCCGAAGCCCAAGAAAGUGCGUCCAUCAGCAAGUCGCUACGCCGCUCUGACAGAACGGGGUCUGGACGUGAAGGCAGCCUUUUUCACAGAUUCCAGCCCUCUUCCCGUUGCCCUAGUGGAGAGUGAUGACCUGUAGAGACUAGCACGGAGACUAUCCCUUGAUUGCUUCAGCAGUAUCAGUGUACUCAAUAAUUCUCACCCAUUUCCCAGUACGAACCUCUUCAUGGGGUUGGAUGAGCACAGAAAAAAAGUGAUCGAAUGACCAAUUAACACCCAUUCUUUCAGUGAGACUGAAGGGAAGGGAGGAAGCAUUUCUUCAAAGUUUAAUUCAUGAUUUUUUUUUAAAUCAGAAAAAGACUAUUCACUAUACUGAGUCAUGUUUUCUGAGGGGAAGGGAUUUGGGUCGUUAAGUGAGGUCAUAUCCUGCUUGUAAACAAACUUAAUGGUAUGCUGGUGCACUUAUCAAACCCAUACCUGCUAUCAGAUGCAAAUACACACAUAACUGCACAUGCUUUGAGGAAGGAGGUAGUAUACCGAUGAUCACCUUGUUUUGUCAUCUCUUAAUUUUUUCACAAGUGCUUAGGAUAUCUUUAAAAAUGUAAUUAAGAAAUAUAAAUAAAAAAAAUUAAAUAAAAAAAA